CAUAAAGUAUCAGGGAAAACAAAACGAUAUCAUAGUCCAAACGAGAUAGAGAAAGCGAGAAAAAUAUCAAAAAAAUUAUUUAUUUUGUUGUGUGUUUCAUUGGUGUAUUGUCAAAAUAAAUUGUUUGCAUUGUACAAAAGUGAUUUAAUUUGCAGCACGAACAUUCCAUUUAUUCGAACACAUCAUAUUUUCGAUGAAUAAACACAGAAUGACACUGUCAACAUAUUGAAUUGUCAAAAUGCAUUGAAAAUAAAAUUGUUUUUAUAACGCAAUAGAAAAUCGAACAAAUUCUAAAUUCUACAGAAAACGAAUCAUAUCGCAAUUAGAAAUAUACGAAGAGAAAGAAGUAACAGUAAACGUCAAAAAGAGCAUACACAUCUGUGUUUUGUGCAAUAAUGACCAUGUCAAGAACGUAACAGUGUGAUUGAAAAUAAAGCAGAGAACAAAACCAAAUAAUGUCCUAUUUCAAGAUCUAUUAUUCGGGCCAUGAGCUGAAUGUGAUGCAUACUCAGCCAAUGGAUAACAUUACGAAAAUUGCAUCGCACAAUGAUCAUGUGUUUGUGUUGACAACGGCCAAGCAACUAUUUUUUGGAACUCUUAAUGGUCAUGGUCCACAGGCGAAAAUUCAGUUCGAAGUUAUUCGCACGGACAUAAUUGACGUUGCAUGCUCAGUUGACUCGGUAUAUGUGGUCGAUGAAAAUGGUAACGUCCAGCACUGUCCAUUGAUGGCAUUCGACUUUGACAAACGAUGGAAUAAUAUACCAAUAUUGAACUAUGGUGCAAUUUACGAAGGUGUUACAACAUCGAAUGGCGGUGACAGUGUUCGUGUGCUGGAAGUAUGUUGUAAUAAUGAUGGUGCCUUGUUUAUAACAGCCGAUCGUGAGCUAUAUGCAAUGGGCAGUUUCAACGAUGUCUGCACAUCCGAUCAACCAAUGAAAGUGGCACAAUUCAUUAACUAUGAAAUUUUGCAAAUUGCAAUGGGAAAACAUUUUGCUGUGAUCCUAACAAAAAAACGAACAACACAACCGUUCCAUACAAAUGCAUCACAUACAAAUCACAUUGAUUCAUCAAGCUGUGACGGUUCAAUCCAUUCCGUCGAUAAUUCAUUGGCAAGCAUAUCAAUCAAUGAACAUGAUUGUGAACCGUUUGUAUCGUCAACGCCAUUGCCGUGUGACAAUGUUAAUAAUGUCGACGGUGGCUCAUUGAAUAGUGUGAAUUUGAGUAAUUUAAAAACAGCAACGAUAAACAACAACAAUAACACAGACACCGAAAGCAGUUCGCCGGAUCAAUCAUUGUUAUUUGAUGUGGAACAUGCUAUCGGACGAUUGUUGAAAACAAAUGGACAGAUUCAAACGCAAGUUUGGUGCUUUGGCAGUAUAAAUGGUUCCGGCCAAUUGGGCGUUGGUGAUCAUGUAAGACGUAUGCAUGCCGUUGAAGUGUUGUCGUUACGUGAUCAGGGUGUUGUUCAAAUUUGUUCGGGUGAUGAACAUACGGCCGCUCUAACGCUCGAUGCUCGUCUCUAUUUGUGGGGCGAUAAUUCAUAUGAACAAAUCUCACAUUGGUUGGAAAAAGAGGAUUGUAGCUCACCGAAACGUUUUUAUAAAACGGAGCAAAAUAUUUUCAGCAUGCAAUGUGGCCAUCAGAGUACAUACAUUCUAACAAACAAUUUGGAUCGAUACGAGCUCAGCCGAAAUAGACAUUUUCCCAGCAUUGGAAUUAUGCACGAAUGCAAUGAAGCGUAUAGCAGCCAUCAAUCGGAUUAUUUAUUUUUAGCCAGCAAACAAUAUUUAGUCGUUGGAAAUGUGUAUCGGCCGUUACGUUUUGAAAAGUAUUUAAGAUUCGAACAACAAUUUCUACAGGAUAUUCUACAAAAGACACGACCAAACAUUGAAAAUUUUCUACGCACUGUCAGUCGUAAUAUUCAAAUUAAAUAUCGUCAACUGUAUCGACAAUUUGCUUUACAAUACAACACCGUAACGGAAUUGGCGGCAAAGAAUAUUGCCACUUUAUUGAAGUUUGCAUGCCAGAAAUGUGAUUUUGUUGCAAUUCCAUUUAUACGACAUCAUAUGGAAUAUGUGCAUGCAUUUCGUACAUACUGUAAAUUAUAUUGUGAAACAAUUUGUUCGGAUGAUUUUGGUCGUUUCAAUCAAAUUAUUAUACCAAAUGCUGAUUUCACAUCGAAAUUUUCACUUCCAUUGCAACACACCACAAAUUAUAUCGAUUGUAUUCGUGAAUUGAUUGAAAUCAAUGGUGAAAGUGAUAUGCUUCAAACAGCGCUAAAUCAUUGGGAACAAUUUCUUUGUGAAGUCGAUGAAAUGCAAAAAUCGGCCGAUUUGACAAUUGCAUUUUGGAUGUCAAAUCAAAAGACAAUUCCAUUGGCAUUGCAAAUACCCGAACGUCGUUUUAUUAUGGAUUCAAAGGAUUCGUCAUUAAAAAUGCUGCCAUCGAGUCGAUUCAAGUCAAAUUGGUUCAUUUUAUUCAAUGACAUCUUUUGCCACAGCACUGGAAGCAGUUCAUCACUUAAGCAAUAUCCGUUAAAAAUACUUUGGGUGAGUAAUGUUGUGGAUAAGGAUGUAUCACCAUCAUCGUCAUCUUCGACGGCGCCCGCAUCGUCAACGGUACGAAAAUAUGCAUUUAAAAUUGUAACGCCUGAAGAACAAUUUUUAGUGAGCGCACCAUCGAACGACAUAAAAAUGAAGUGGUUGCAAUCGUUUGAGCAUUAUAUCAAAGUUUCAUUAGGUAAAGUUAAGUCAAAAUCGAAUUUUAUGCGUCGAACAACGGCCUAUACAUUCAGCGAUAAACAUCGUGUGUAUCCAUUGUGUCAAUAUCUUGGCCAAUGGUUUUAUGGUAAAAUGGAUGGUAUCGGUUGCAUUGAAUAUACAGACGGUCGCAUUUAUACCGGUCAAAUUAAAGCGAAUGCCAUCAAUGGCUACGGACGUUUGACAUAUUCAAAUUUGGACUGUUAUGAGGGUCGGUUUAUCGAUGGGAAAUUUGAAGGUUUCGGAACACUUGAAACACAUCAAUCGAAUGAAAACUAUGAAGGUCAUUUUAAAAAUGGACUUAAACAUGGUUUUGGCAUUUUAACGGACAAUUUGCGAACAUAUAUUGGCGAAUUUUCAAAUGGUUUACCAUGCGGAUACGGUGUACUCGACGAUUCUGAGAGCGGUGCCAAAUAUAUGGGAAUGUUUAAAGAUGGUCAUCGAUGUGGACACGGUUUUUGUAUAACAGCCGAUGGCAAAUACUUUGAAGGACAUUUUAGUGAUAAUGAUUUGAACGGAAACGGCAUUGCAAUGUUUACCGAUGGCUCCUAUUAUGAAGGUGAUUUAAACAUAAAUGGUCCAAGUGGCCGUGGCAGUCUUUAUUUACCAACCGAUUCACAUCAGAGCGAUGUAAAUAUCGAGACGGACAGUCUUAAAGCUUUAGUUUUUGGCAGCAUACUGAGCGGUUCGUUGAGUGGAUGCUGGGAAAAUGUUAAAAUUAACAAUGGAAAUAUUUUGUUAAAUCAAGAAUUUACCAAAUAUCCCGGUCAAAUUGGUCAACCACAAAUUGACAGCCAAUCGAAAUGGAUGGCUUUAUUUACAAAUUGGGAAUUUGACGUAUUUGGUGAGGCAAUGAAUGACAUUACGGAUACAAAGAAACUAUGGAUUAAAAUAGGUGAUUAUACAGAUACGGUGAAACAAACUGAAAUGCUAAAAUCAACCAUAUCCACAUCGGCCAUUUUAUAUAAGAGCGGCGAUGGCAUUGGCGGCAGUGGCAGCAACACGACAAAUCAUUUUUUGCACGACAAUACAGCUACCAAUCAACAUGAUUAUCACGUGUCAAAAUCGUUAAGUUUAAGUCGUAUCACGGGAAAAAAUUAUAAACGGAACUUGUUAGCAGUUGAACGAUCCAAAUCUAUAAGCAACGAAUUUUUGAAUAAUGCAGCCAAUUUUUCCCAUUUGGCGGAAAGUGAGGAGAAAGGUGAUGCAAACGAAUCGAAUAGCAGUGGCGGAAAAAAUGAACGACUCGAUUUAUCAACGGCAUUGAAAAGUCCAAUUCCAUGUUUUGGCAUCACAAAGUUAGAUGCAAACGAUUUACGAUUAGUUCGUGAUUAUUUAACAAAAGCAUUCAAAAAUCCAUAUCAUCCGUUGGGCAUUUUGAAUGCAAAAAUUUCCUACUGUUUUUACACAUCGUACGGCUGCUGGAAAGUGAAACCCAUCGCUAUUUUAUCCACGCAUGCAAUGCACGAAUGGGAAUGCAUAUCAAAACGCAUUUACACUAUUCUACGGAAAUUAUUCCCAACACUACCCCAGGAAUAUGGAACAUUGGAUGACGAAUUCAUAUCACAUCGAAGCUUAUUGUAUCCUAUUCUGCUGUCGGAAGGCGUUUAUUCAACAUUGUUUGUACUGUACGCAAAUAAAUGUAGCAAACGCGAUGAAAUUUAUCGGCAACGCAUUCAAUUGAGCGAAAAGAAAACAUACGAUGAACUGAUGGGUUUUCUAAAACUCGCCAGCAAAUAUCUUCCGUUGAUCAAAGACGACGAAUUCUCACUGGCAAUACACACUUUACAACAGGUUAAAGAAAAGUUUUGUCCACGCGAAAUGCUACAAUUGAUUGAAAAAACAUUUAAACAUGUCGAGGCGGCAGCUGAAAUGGUAUCCAAAUCAAUCGAAGACCAACCAGUAGCUGAACAUAGUUUGAAAGCGACCGAGGUCGUUCAACUGAACGCUGACAAUAUGAUGCCAUUGACAAUUUUCUUGUUGCUUCGUGCAGCUAUACCACAUCUUGGUACAGAAAUUCUACUGCUCGAAGAUCUUAUGGGACCUGACUUUGAAUUUGUUAUGAAUGGGUUUGCCGGCUAUUGUUUUACAACAAUAAAAGCCGCCUAUCAACACAUAAUCAAUGACUCAUUUUUACAAUAAAAUCAUAUAACAACACACGUAUCGAAAUUAAAACAAAUCUAUUCCGCGCGCUUUGAUAUUGUGAUAUCUGAAAUGUAAAGGAAAAAUUAAACGAAAUUUAUUUAAAAUAAAAACAAACAAAUCGUUCGUUCUAUUGAAUUGUAGUAGAUUUGAAGGUUUGAAAAAUUCAACUCUGUCUGACAUUUAUUCAAGUUUGGUUUUCUUUUGCUUACAUUUUCUUUUGCUUACGAAAAUGAUGCUGUGUUACUUUUGUUUUGAUCCAAUUAGACUUUUUUUUAACCAAAAGCCACCCAAAUUGUAAAAGAGCUGUAUAAAAUAUCCAUUUUCUCCGAAUACCAGCCAAAUAGAGAUUUGAUGAAAAGAAAAGACGGUCAAAUUAUAUAAACUCGCAUUUUUUUAUAUCUUUAUUUCCUUGAAUAUUCUGUUUCAUUAAAAGUCAGAGUACCAAAGAUUUUAAAUUGUUAUAACGAAUAUUUACACAUGCUUUGCAGAACAAAAAAAAUAUGAUUUUAUUGUAUUUUAUUGAGAC
This is a messenger RNA of Contarinia nasturtii (swede midge), 5430 nucleotides long. RefSeq names its product alsin homolog (gene Als2). The record is from RefSeq and is a predicted model, not a curated record. The transcript is spliced from 4 exons. The coding region runs from base 456 to 4901 and encodes 1481 amino acids. Lineage: Eukaryota; Metazoa; Arthropoda; Insecta; Diptera; Cecidomyiidae.